GCAUCUGUGGUUGGACUUGCUGUUGUCCUAGUCACGUUUCCAGAGCACGGUGCAUUUAGUAAAGUCUUCAACAGAACCUCAGAAACCGCCUAUUUGGGUUCAGCGUUUGUUCACCUAGCUCUUCAGAGAGCGAUUGAUCUGACGGAUGCUGCUUAUGCUCACACUAGAGAGAGGGUGAAGAAGUCGUUUUCUGAAGGAGCUCUGAGACCAAGUGACCUGCUGGCCCAGUUUAAACAGGUGGAAACCAGAACCAGGACUCACAUUCGCUCUGCUGAGCUGCUGGAAAACACAGUGGAGCUGAUCAGAGAGAUGGUCUACACCAGCACCAUGCUGCAGCCCAGUCCAUCUGAGCUUCUGAGUGAAGGGGACGUGGAGGACCUGCUGCAGGUGACGGGCUGCUCCACGGAGCUGCACUCGCCCAGCUGUCAGACGGACUGUCUGUCUGAGCGCUACAGGUCCAUCACAGGAGAGUGCAACAACAGGGAGCAUCCAAAAUGGGGUGCUGCAAACAUCCCGUAUUCCCGCUGGCUGCCUCCAGAAUAUGAAGAUGUGUGGGGGACACCCAGAGGCUGGGAGCCCAAACACACCUACCACAAUGUCAGCCUGCCUCCUGUACGGCUGGUGUCACAGGAAGUUCUGUUCACCCACAAUGAUAAAAUCUCGGCAGACUCCUCUCUGUCCCACCUGCUGGUGGACUGGGGUCAGUGGAUCGAUCACGACAUGGUGCUGACCCCUCAGAGCCCCAGCACAGCCACCUUUAAGACGGGUGACGACUGCACCCGCAGCUGCAGCCGGGACUCACCCUGCUUCCCUAUUCAGAUCCCCUCUUCUGAUCCUCGCAGCGGCAUCCAGAGCUGUAUGCCUUUCUUCCGCUCCGCUCCCAGCUGUAACAGCAGAGUCCUGCCUCGUUCCCACCGAGAGCAGCUCAAUGCCAUCACCUCCUUUGUAGAUGCCAGCAUGGUGUACGGUAGCUCCCCCAGUUUGGCUUCAGCUCUCAGGAACCUCUCGUCACCUCUGGGCUCCAUGAACCUCAACUCCCAGUUCUGGGAUGAGGAGCUGCCCUACAUGCCAUUCCUGCCCCGCGUGCAGGCUCACCUGGACCCCUGCGGCCCCCGUAACUCCACCACUUUGGGGCCAUCUAGUAGAUCUCCGCUCCUAGAGAACACCACUUCAUGCUUUCAUGCAGGGGAUUCAAGAGUUAAUGAGCAUCUGGGACUGAUUGUGCUGCACACACUUUUUCUGAGGGAGCACAACAGGCUGGUGAAAGAGCUGCACCAGCUCAACCCUCACUGGAGUCCAGAGACCCUCUACCAGGAAGCGAGGAAGAUCAUAGGAGCCAUUCACCAGAUCCUAACCUGGGAGCGCUACUUGCCACGAGUGCUGGGUGAGGGCGCCAUGACCCGGCUGAUGCCGCCCUACCAGGAGUAUGAUCCAGACAUGGACCCAAGUAUCGCCAACACCUUCGCUACUGCCGCCUUUCGUUUUGCACACGUCACCAUACAGCCCAUGGUGACCCGGCUGGGUCCAGAGUACACCCUUAACCCCAAAUAUCCUCCUCUGCCUCUUCAUCACUCACUGUUUGCCUCCUGGAGGGUCGUGGAGGAAGGGGGUAUUGACCCUGUGCUGCGAGGCAUGCUGCUCUCUCCCGCCAAGCUGCAGACUGCAGGUCAGAUGAUGGUGGAGGAGCUCACAGAGAAGCUGUUUCAGGCACACGGAGGGAUGCCUCUGGACCUGGGAGCGCUGAACCUGCAGAGGGGCCGGGACCACGGCCUGCCUGGUUACAGCUCAUGGCGACGGUUCUGUAAUCUCUCUGCUCCCAACUCUACCUCAGAACUGGCAGAAAUUUUAGGGAACUCCACCUUAGCUCAUAAAUUUAAUGUUUUGUACGGGACCCCGCACAACAUGGAUGUGUGGGUGGGGGCCAUAUCUGAGCCCCCUCUGCCCGGGGGCCGAGUGGGACCGCUCCUGUCCUGCCUGCUGGCCAAACAGUUCAGAGCACUGAGAGACGGAGACAGGUUCUGGUGGGAGAGGAACGGCGUCUUCACCAGAACCCAGAGGAGACACCUGCACAACGUCUCCCUGUCCCGCAUCAUUUGUGACAACAGCCACAUCACCCAUGUCCCUGCGGACCCGUUUUCACGGACGGAGAGCUCAGAGGACAUGCUGACCUGUUCCCAUCCACUCAUCCCCCAUCUGGACCUCAGCCCCUGGAAAGAGCCGCAAACCGAUCCCAUCUGUGGUCCGAUACCCAGGAUCCACUCAGGCUACUCGCUGCUGUGCAACUCUACAGUCCUUUAUGAGUGUCAGGCUGGAUUCAAGCUGCUGGGCUCUCCACACAUUAGAUGUGAUUCAGAGAGCCAGAGGUGGAGCUCGCCGCCUCCAACAUGUCAAGACAUUAAUGAGUGUGAAGGACUGGUUUCCUCUUGUCCACAGCAUCUGGAAUGCUUCAACACAGCAGGUUCCUUCCUUUGCUCAGAGCCCGUCUCACUGUCUGCUGUCUCCAUUGUGGCUGCGGUGAUGGUGGUGAUUGGUGGUGUAGCUGGGCUGGUGUUGGUCCUGAUCUGUUAUCGAAGAUAUUUUCCAAAGUCUGAAGAGCUGAUUUCUGCUGAAUGUCGCCAUGGGAACAGCUGACCUCCUUUAAUCUGCUGUGAUGGAAAGUUUUAGCUGCCUUUUUUAUAACCGAGUCACAGAGUGGCUGAACAGGUCUUUGUUUACUCAUCAGAGACGUGUAAUGUCACAUGGUGUCCCCGCGUUACGCCAGCGGCCAUUCAUAAAACCCCAGGCCAAACGAUGCUUACGGUUAUUUGUGCAAACAGGUCAUGAAAACAGGAACCUAGAGAAGUUAAUCCAGGAAACUGGAAAUCUGAAAGCUCCAAAAACAGAUUUCCAGUCUUUGUGAGCCUGAGCCUGAUUACUGCUAACAAACCUGUUGGGCAACUGAGUCAGAAAUGGAAAUCCAGGGUUGUGUGAGGGCAGUUAGGGCUUUCAGAGCCCAUUUUACUUUCACAUUAACAUCUUUCUUAUCAUCCAUGCAGCCUAAACUGCUGCCUGCAGUUCAAACUGUCCUUAUUGUUGACACUAACUAGCUAGCCAGCUAACUAAAGGUUUCUAUUAUUGGUUAAAUGUUGAUUUAUUUAUUUAAGAGAGCUGUA
Cyprinodon tularosa is the source of this 3152-nucleotide messenger RNA. RefSeq names its product eosinophil peroxidase (gene epx). Lineage: Eukaryota; Metazoa; Chordata; Actinopteri; Cyprinodontiformes; Cyprinodontidae. The record is from RefSeq and is a predicted model, not a curated record. Gene Ontology annotation, biological process: response to oxidative stress. Gene Ontology annotation, molecular function: peroxidase activity; heme binding; calcium ion binding. The coding region runs from base 310 to 2631 and encodes 773 amino acids. The transcript has 16 exons.